Juglans microcarpa x Juglans regia is the source of this 2761-nucleotide messenger RNA. RefSeq names its product probable pre-mRNA-splicing factor ATP-dependent RNA helicase DEAH2. The transcript is spliced from 7 exons. Bases 261 to 2462 code for a protein of 733 amino acids. Gene Ontology annotation, cellular component: intracellular anatomical structure. Gene Ontology annotation, molecular function: RNA binding; ATP binding; RNA helicase activity. Lineage: Eukaryota; Viridiplantae; Streptophyta; Magnoliopsida; Fagales; Juglandaceae. The record is from RefSeq and is a predicted model, not a curated record.
UGAAAACAAAGUAACGACAAGGAUUCCACUGCAAUUCUGGAAAGUUUCCUCUCCUUUUCCCAUUAAUAGCAUUCCGAAGAUUGCCCUGGUUUUGUUCUCAAUCUCUAUUCAAUCCUUAAUCCUCGUCCAUCAUCCUAGUUUUUUACCCCUUUCGAUUUGGAAUCGGAUCCUUUCUGAUUUUUAAACUAGAAUUCGGAGUCCCAACUUGUUUGGGUUUCUGUGGGAUUCGCGUGUGGUUAGGAUUGUUGUUAGGGUUUCUGAUGGGUACGGAGAGGAAGAGGAAGGUGAGCUUAUUUGACGUGGUGGACGAGACUGCGGUGCCGGCGAAGAUCUCAAAAUCUAAUGGCGGAGGAGCUGCGGCUGCGGCGGUGAUGAACAUCAGCGGCAAUAAUGGUGGGAUCAAUAGGUGGACGGGGAGGCCGUACUCGCAGAGGUACCAAGAGAUAUUGGAGAAGAGGACGAGCUUGCCCGUUUGGCACCAGAAGGAGGAGUUCUUGCAGGUUCUCAAGGCCAACCAGACUCUGAUCCUCGUCGGUGAGACUGGUAGUGGCAAAACCACUCAGAUUCCCCAAUUCGUUUUGGAAGCCGUUGACAUUGAAACUCCAGAUAAACGUAGGAAAAUGAUGAUUGGAUGCACCCAACCUCGUAGGGUGGCUGCAAUGUCAGUUUCUCGACGUGUUGCUGAAGAGAUGGAUGUAACUAUUGGAGAAGAGGUUGGUUACAGUAUCCGUUUUGAGGACUGCAGUAGUGCCAGAACAAUUUUGAAGUAUCUGACAGAUGGUAUGCUUUUAAGAGAAGCAAUGACAGAUCCACUUUUGGAACGCUACAAGGUCAUAAUCCUUGACGAGGCUCAUGAAAGGACAUUGGCAACUGAUGUUCUAUUUGGGCUUUUGAAAGAAGUUCUUAAAAAUAGACCUGACUUGAAGCUAGUUGUGAUGAGUGCAACUCUUGAGGCUGAAAAAUUUCAGGGCUAUUUCUAUGGUGCACCACUUAUGAAAGUUCCUGGAAGGCUUCAUCCAGUAGAGAUAUUCUACACCCAGGAACCAGAAAGGGACUACCUGGAGGCGGCAAUUCGGACAGUUGUGCAAAUUCACACGUGUGAACCUCCUGGAGAUAUACUUGUGUUCCUCACAGGUGAGGAGGAGAUAGAAGAUGCAUGCCGAAAAAUAUCGAAAGAGAUUGCAAAUCUGGGUGACCAGGUGGGACCUGUGAAACCAGUGCCUUUAUAUUCCACCCUUCCACCAGCUAUGCAGCAGAAGAUAUUUGAACCGGCACCACCUCCAGUGAAGGAGGGUGGUCCUCCCGGAAGGAAGAUUGUGGUUUCCACGAACAUCGCAGAAACUUCUUUAACCAUUGAUGGUAUCAUAUAUGUUAUUGAUCCUGGGUUUGCAAAACAAAAAGUUUAUAACCCACGAGUGCGUGUUGAGUCCUUGUUGGUAUCUCCAAUAUCUAAGGCUAGUGCGCACCAGAGAUCGGGGCGUGCUGGAAGAACACAGCCUGGGAAAUGCUUUAGACUCUAUACUGAGAAAAGUUUCAAUAAUGAUCUUCAGCCACAGACCUAUCCGGAAAUAUUAAGAUCAAAUCUAACAAAUACGGUUCUUACCUUGAAAAAACUGGGGAUAGAUGAUCUUGUGCAUUUUGAUUUUAUGGACCCCCCUGCUCCGGAGACAUUGAUGCGGGCACUAGAGGUUCUGAAUUACUUGGGUGCAUUAGAUGAUGAUGGGAAUUUAACAAAGCUGGGGGAAAUCAUGAGUGAAUUUCCACUAGAUCCUCAGAUGUCAAAGAUGCUCGUUGUUAGCCCUGAAUUCAAUUGCUCAAAUGAAAUUCUGUCGAUUUCUGCCAUGCUUUCAGUACCCAAUUGCUUUGUCCGGCCUAGGGAGGCUCAAAAGGCUGCUGAUGAAGCAAAAGCUAGGUUUGGGCACAUCGAUGGAGAUCACCUCACGCUCUUGAAUGUAUAUCAUGCCUACAAGCAAAACAAUGAGGAUCCUUCUUGGUGUUAUGAGAACUUCGUCAAUCAUAGGACGUUGAAGGCUGCUGAUAACGUUAGACAACAGCUAGUGCGUAUCAUGGCCAGGUUUAACCUCAAAUUGUGCAGCACUGAUUUCAACAGCCGUGACUAUUACAUCAACAUAAGGAAGGCUAUGCUAGCAGGAUACUUUAUGCAGGUAGCUCACUUGGAACGUCCUGGGCACUACUUGACAGUGAAAGACAACCAAAUGGUGCACUUGCAUCCAUCGAAUUGCUUGGAUCACAAGCCGGAAUGGGUAAUUUACAAUGAAUAUGUCCUGACCAGCAGGAACUUUAUCCGCACGGUGACAGACAUUCGCGGUGAAUGGCUAAUUGAUAUAGCACCACACUAUUAUGAUCUGACGAACUUCCCUCAGUGUGAGGCCAAACGUGUUCUAGAAAGGCUUUACAAUAAGCGGGAGAAGGACAAGGAGGGGAGUAAGAACAGAAAAUGAAGUAAUCACUAUCCAUAUAUUUUGACUCCCUUCUGCGGAGACAUGGAGAGGCCAUAUCUUGAAAGGUCUUGAUUCUUCCAUUAUGUCGACCUUUGGUUUACUCUCACCGGAGCCAGUUUGUCGGUGAAAGCAGUGGAUACUUGGCAAAGUUCCUGUAUAAUGCAUUACCAUAGUGUUAGUUCUAGGGAGCUAUAAUUUUGUAAUGUGAAUCUAUAUCAAUUUUUUUUGUGGAUUAAGGAAAAACCUCAGAUACCCUUUUAUUUUGUCAUAACCAAGAUUUCCAGGGUCUAUUGAGACAA